AGAGAGCAGACUGCCAGAGUCUUGUGCUGUCAUACUCUUCCUUUUCCCCUGCUUUUCCUCUGUAUAUUUAAACAUUUAAACAUUUCCUUGUAAUGGACAUUUUUUCCUUGGAGCUGUUUGUGGCGGUGCUCAAAUGAGGACAAGGCACAUCCCUAGGUCUCUUGGGUGACUGGAGCUCUGGAUUUGUUCAUUCUUUGUAGCAUCCGGAAUGCAGCAUGUGCAUUGCAUUCCUCUCUCUGCAUGUGGUUUCUUUACCUGAGCCACGCGCCUUUGAAAUGGAGCCAUGAGAUAUCAUUGAAAGUGAAACAGGGGAAACAGCAUGGCAACCUGCUCAGACCAGACCACUGGUGAAAUCUUCUGAGGAUUCUCUGAGCAAAUUAACAACCAGCCUCUCUCCUCCGCCUCCAUCCGACAUGGAAAUGGACCUUGGUUCUUCUCCCUAAUGGACAGACUGAAACAAACCAUGGAAUUUAAGAGAAAUCUCUGGACUGGUCUGAUCUACACCUAGUACUGUCUUACUAUUGAGACAUUGUUGUGGCCUCUGGGUACACUGUGUGCCUAAGGUACAGUGGAGGACUUAGAGAAGCAUACGUUCUCUACCAUGAGAAUUCCUGCUACCACUGCCUGCCUCUGCCCUUUGCUGAUCUGCCUGUGCUUUGUCCAGAGGAGCUAUGGGACAUCCCAGCUCAGGCCAAACGUCAGAGCACCCAGUAACCAAACCAAACACCCAGACGGAGAGAGAGACGUGCACCACCGGCCCAAGAGGGGCUGGAUAUGGAACCAGUUCUUCGUUUUAGAGGAACAUAUUGGACCUGAAGCUCAGCAUGUUGGAAAGCUGCACUCCAACUCAGACAAAGGAGACGGCUCCGUCAGAUACUUGCUGACAGGAGAGGGCGCUGGCACUAUAUUCGUCAUCAACGAGGUCACAGGGGACAUCCAUGCCAGCAAGAGCCUGGACCGGGAGAAGAAGGGCCAGUAUGUCUUACAUGCCCAGGCCAUCGAUCGUUACACCAAUAGAUCUGUAGAGCCUGAGUCCGAAUUCAUAAUCAAGGUCCAGGAUGUCAACGACAACGCACCCAAGUUUCCAGAUGGCCCAUUUGCUGCUGCUGUUCCCGAGAUGGCCGAUGUUGGCACAUCAGUGUUUCAGCUCACAGCCACAGACGCAGACGACCCCACCUAUGGGAACAGUGCCAAGAUUGUGUAUAGCAUACUACAGGGACAGCCUUACUUCUCUGUAGAUCCAAAAACCGGUGUCAUCAGGACAGCCCUAUCCAACAUGGACAGAGAGGCCAGGGAGCGCUACUCUGUGGUGGUCCAAGCCAAAGACAUGGCCGGCUCGGUGGGUGGGUUGUCAGGCUCCACCACUGUCAAUGUCACACUGACAGACGUCAAUGACAAUCCUCCCAAAUUCCCCCAGAAAAACUACCAGCUGUACGUUCCAGAGUCUGCUCAGAUUGGAAAAGCUGUGGGUAAAAUUAAAGCCAAUGAUAAAGAUUUGGGCGUUAAUGCAGAGAUGAGGUACAGCAUAACCAAUGCAGAGGGGACAGCCAUGUUCUCCAUCACUACAGACACUGACCAGAAGGAAGGCAUCAUAUCACUAAGACUGCCUUUGAACUAUGAGAAGAGGAAAGUCCACACGCUUCACAUAGAGGGAGUGAACACACACCUGGAUCCACGCUUCUCCCACCUGGGUGCCUUCAAAGACACCACCACCCUCCAGAUCAUCAUCGGAGAUGUGGAUGAGCCGCCUGUCUUUUCCAUAGACUAUUACAUCAUGGAUGUAUACGAGAACUCCCCCGUGGGAACAGAGGUCGGCACAGUGACGGCUCAGGACCCUGACAGUACCAAAAGCCCUGUAAGGUAUUUUAUAGACCACAGUGAAGAGGAGCAGGUGUAUUUCACCAUUGGUUUGAAUAACGGGGUGAUCAAAACCACCCGGAGUCUGGACAGAGAGGAUGUGGCCUGGCACAACAUCACUGUGAUGGCAUCAGAGGUUGACAAUCCGAGUCUCAUCAGCCAUGUUCCUGUAACAAUCCAGGUGUUGGAUGUAAAUGACAAUGCUCCCUACAUAGCAAGAGAUGAUGAGAUCAUUGUGUGUGAAACCUCCAGGGCAGGACAGGUGAUCCAGACAGUGAGGCCAUCAGACAUGGACAACUUUGCAAAUGGACGAUUCUCGUUUGCCCUGCCUAUUGACCUUCCAGUCAAUCCUAACUUCACCCUGAAGGAUAACGAAGACAAUACUGCCAGCAUCGUGGCGCGGAGGCGUCAGUUCAGCCAAUCGGAGCAGGAUCUCUACCAGCUCCCUGUGGUUGUGAGGGACGGAGGAGAGCCUGUCCUGAGCAGCACCUCCACCCUGAGCCUCCGGGUGUGUGUCUGCCAGAGAGGAGGAGGUAGCAGCAGCAGCAGCAGGGUGAAGGCCUGCCGAGUCCCGGCCUUCCUCUCCACAGCAGGCCUGAGCACCGGGGCCUUCGUCGCCAUUCUGCUCUGCAUCAUCAUCCUGCUGGCCAUCGUGGUGCUAUUUGUCAUCCUGCGGAGCAAAAAGGGCAAGAAGGAGCCGUUAAUCAUCUCUGAGGAGGACGUCCGGGAGAACGUGGUCACCUACGACGACGAGGGCGGGGGCGAGGAGGACACAGAGGCGUUUGACAUCGCAGCACUGCGGAACCCCGCCGGGGCGGAAUGGAGGAGGCUGCGACGGGAGGAAAGGCCGGGGACAGAGGGGUGGCUGGUGGCCUGCGGGCCCCAGAGCCCGUCCCUGGUGCUGAUGGAUACAGAGGACAUGCACCAUGUCAUUAGACAGAAAGUGGUGGAAGCUGACAGGGACACCAGCGGGCCGCCCUAUGACUCCCUCCAGACGUACUCGUACGAGGGCCGUGGCUCCCCCACGGGGUCGGUCAGCUCUCUGGGGCUGGCCCAGGUCCUGCCCCCUGAACUCAGCUACAGUGACCUGAAGGACUGGGAGCCGGAGGGUCACACACUGUUUGGGACAGAACUCUCUGAGACAGAACAGACCAUAGCCCCCUAAAACGUAUCUCCUCUUCUAUCCCAUUAAAGGUUAACCUAACAAUACAGAGCUAUUUGAGUUAUACAACUUGUUCCGUUUCGUUGUGGAAUUGACUGUCAUUUUACACUGGGCUCUGACAACUGAAGUGGAGGAAAGUAUUACAAUUUUUGGAGAAAAACAAACCCCCAAAAUCAUGAAGUUGGUAUAAAAAAAAGGUAACUAUUUUCCCUAGUGUAUAUUUUUAUUGAUAAAUAAAGUUCAAUUAUUCCAGAUAGGUGAAUUUAUAUGCAAGUCAUGUGUCAUGAUGUAUAAUGUGUCCAGUUUUGUAGGAGUUGCCUACUUAGUACCGUUGUGGUAAGUAUCUGUGUCAGUAUUCAUAAAGUGUCUCAGAGUAUGAGUACUGAUAUAUGAUCAGGUAUGUCCCCUCUGUCCAUAUUAUCGUGGUCAUUAUGGUCUAAAAGGCAAAACUGAUCUUAAAUCAACACUCCUACUAUGAGACGCUUUAUGAAUACGGGCCCUGUUCUUCUCAAUAUGAUUGCUGACCCCACAGUCUGGAGUACAACUGUAACCUUCCAAGGUCUUUCAACUCUUUCUUUAGUUAACCAAUAUACAUUUGUGUACAGUUACCCAAAACUACAUCAGAGGAGCAGAGCAACUUUUAAUUGGGAAACAACACCAUUCUACGAAUGAUAAUUGGAUCCAAAUGCUUUGGUGUGCAGCUUUUUAUUACUUCCCAGGGAUUUAUAAAUCAGCUGUGAAAAGGUCUUGUUUCCUGCUCAGUCUUGAUCAAUUCCCAUGAGAGCCAGCUCCGUCAAUAAAGCAACAAUAAACCGUUCCUUAAUGUCUUUAAUAAUAACAGGCGAUGAGGGGACUCUUAUUUGAAUUAUUGGGCUAUUUUUACAAUACAAUAUUAAUAAUGGUUUCAUUUUCUUAUAAUACACAUAAAACAGGAAUAAUGAUAAUCAAGUAAGAGCUUAUCCAUUUACUCACACCAUGUCUUAUAUAUCAUAUUGAAAUGAUAAUGUAUCAUGACUCCCACUACUAUCACUUCUUUGAAUAUGAUAAUACAGCUAAACAGCCCAUAAGACCAUUCCACAACUACCUACAAUAUUACACAAUAUGCUGCAUUGCAAACAUUGUGUGUACUUACUCCUUUGAUAAUAACUGUGACCCCAACAAAGAUAAUCAUUCUGUUGUUGUAAUGGUGGUUAGAUUAAGAAUAAUGCAUUACUAUAUAAUUGCAUUCUAUCUGAGAAGGAUGUUUAAAGGCUAUGGAGGGUAAAUAGCAUCUCUGCGGCCUCCACCAAUGUGAUUACUUGUCCAGUUCCUUUUACCCAUAAAGGAAAAAGGAAACCCACCAGGUGAACGGUUAUGACAAUUUUGCUUUAAAGUUGUCGGAUCAACAAAGAGCUGCUGAUAAAAGGAAAAUCCUGGUGAAUCCCAGGGAAUAAAUUCUAAUACGGUAUAGAUUCCUGUAUCUCAGUGUUAGAUGAUGCUAUAUACUGUACUUCCUCAUGAAUUAAAGGGGCUAUCAUGAGUUGCUACAUCGAUUUUUGGACUUAUAAAUUAAAGAUAUGUACCCAUUGAUUCUUGAAGAAUAUACACUACAUGAACAAAAGUA
This is a messenger RNA of Coregonus clupeaformis (lake whitefish), 4622 nucleotides long. Its product is annotated as cadherin-18. Gene Ontology annotation, molecular function: cadherin binding; calcium ion binding. Bases 602 to 3022 code for a protein of 806 amino acids. Gene Ontology annotation, cellular component: catenin complex; plasma membrane; adherens junction. Gene Ontology annotation, biological process: multicellular organism development; cell-cell junction assembly; cell morphogenesis. The record is from RefSeq and is a predicted model, not a curated record. Lineage: Eukaryota; Metazoa; Chordata; Actinopteri; Salmoniformes; Salmonidae. The transcript is spliced from 12 exons.